This is a messenger RNA of Saxophila tyrrhenica, 1311 nucleotides long. RefSeq lists its product as uncharacterized. Gene Ontology annotation, molecular function: ATP hydrolysis activity; GTP binding. NCBI's taxonomy places the organism in Eukaryota, Fungi, Ascomycota, Dothideomycetes, Mycosphaerellales, Extremaceae. Bases 1 to 1311 code for a protein of 436 amino acids. Gene Ontology annotation, cellular component: cytoplasm. The record is from RefSeq and is a predicted model, not a curated record. The transcript is spliced from 3 exons.
AUGCCUCGCGACCCCCUCAUCGCCCUCGUCGGCAAGCCCUCUUCCGGCAAAUCCACCACCCUCAACAGCCUGACCGACACCACCGCCAAAGUAGGCAAUUUUCCAUUCACCACUAUCGAUCCGAACAGAGCGGUAGGCUAUCUGCACAUCCCCUGCGCAUGCUCCCGCACAAUACUCCCCGGCAACACCCCGCCUUCGCCGUCAGAUCCUCCGCCGCUGCAGACCAGAUGUAAGCCCAACUACGGCGCAUGCCAGAAAGGCACGCGCUCGGUGCCCAUAGAGCUGCUGGAUGUCGCUGGCUUGGUGCCUGGAGCGCAUCAGGGAAAGGGAUUGGGGAAUAAAUUCCUGGACGACCUCCGCCAUGCCGACGCCCUCAUUCACGUGGUAGAUGUUAGCGGGACUACAGACCAAGAAGGCAAGGCCACCCGCGGCUACGAUCCCAGUGUCGACAUCGCCUGGCUGCGCGACGAGAUCGUGAGGUGGGUAUUUGGCAACCUCAUGCAAAAAUGGGGUGGCGUCAAACGCCGCCAUACCGCCAUUAAAGCAACAGCAGUCGAGACAUUGCAAGGCCAAUUCUCCGGCUACGGCGCCAACAGCGCCAUCAUCGCCCGCACCCUCGACCGUCUCGCCCUCAAACAACCGCUGCAAGACUGGGACGACGCGACCAUCCAACUCGUCGUGGAAGCCUUCGUCGAUGAAAAAUUCCCUACAGUAAUCGCGCUGAACAAAAUCGACCACCCAGACGCCGAUAAGAAUAUAUCCAAAAUCGCCAAGCAGCAACCGCCCGAACGACUGGUGCUGUGCUCCGCCAUCUCCGAAGUCUUCCUGCGGAGACUGGUGAAGCAGGGGUUCGUGCAAUACAUCCCCGGCUCUGAGUUCGUCGACACGAGGGAGGAUUUGCUCGACAACGGCGAUUCACCCGAUCAAGUCGACUUGAAGGAACUAGAUGAAAAACUCAAAACCCGCAUCGAGAAUCUCAAAGACAUGGUCCUCUUCCGCUUCGGCAGCACCGGCGUCAACCAAGUCCUGUCCCGCGCUUCAGAAGUGCUGGGUCUAGUCCCCGUCUUCCCCGUGCGGAACAUCGGCUCCUUUGGCAGCGGGGAGGCGGGCUCAGGGGGCGAUCGAGCGGCGGUUUUCAGGGAUUGUGUGUUGGUGCGGAAGGGCAGUACGGUGGGGGAUGUGUAUCGGAAGGUCAUGGGGGAUGCGCCGUUGGCUUUUACCGAGACGGUGGGGGGUGUGCGGGUGGGGGAGGAUGAGGUGGUGGGGGUGGGGAGGAAUGAUAUAUUGAGUUUCAAGGUCGGUCGUGGGUGA